AUGUCCGCAGAGAAAGUGGCUGUCUUGCGUGCACUGAAUGCGACUAUCAUCCGUACCCCCAACGAAGCCGCUUACGACUCGCCCGAAUCGCAUAUCGGUGUUGCCAAACGUUUGGAGAAGGAGUUGCCCAACGCUCAUAUCUUAGAUCAGUACGGAAAUGAAAAUAAUCCGUUGGCCCACGAGUUCGGAACGGCUGAGGAAAUCUGGACCCAGACACGCGGACAGAUCAAGGCGAUCGUUGCUGGUGCAGGUACAGGUGGAACGAUUACCGGGCUAUCUCGAGGCCUCAAGAAGCAUAACCCAAACGUCCAGGUUAUCUCGGCUGAUCCUCACGGAUCCAUUCUGGCUCUUCCUGCGUCAUUAAACGAACCCCACGUGAACGAGCCUUACAAGGUUGAAGGAAUUGGGUAUGACUUCAUUCCGCAGGUGCUCAACCAAGAGGCCGUGGACAGAUGGUACAAAACGGGCGAUAAAGAAUCAUUCCAAUUCUCUCGUCGCUUGAUAGCCGAAGAGGGUCUGCUUGUGGGUGGAAGUAGCGGGAGUGCCAUUGCAGCUCUUGAGCAAGCCGCCAAAGACUAUAACUUUGGGAAAGACGAUGUUGUCGUGGUGAUCCUGCCUGACAGCAUUAGAAGCUAUCUCACCAAGUUCGCCGAUGAUGACUGGCUUGCUGCCAAUGGUCUUCUGUCAUCACCACCUGCUGAAGCCGUCCCAACAUCCCCGUCUCUCCAACAACAAUGCCCCAAGGAUGCAUUUUCUGGUGCGAAGGUGAACUCGCUGAGACUAAAACCGAUUACAACUGUCCGGUCAGAUUUCCCAUGCGAGAAUGCGAUUGAAAUCAUGCGGGAUAGAGGAUUUGAUCAACUCCCCGUUCUUGCACCUUCUGGAAAGAAGCUGGUUGGAUUGGCUACCCUGGGCAAUAUCCUCAGCCGGCUCACACACGGCCGUGCUACCGGAAAGAGCCCAGUUUCCGAUGUCAUGUUUGAUUUUAGCAGAAUCCCUGAAGUCGUGACGGACCCUAGAGAUCUGGGACUGACUACAGGCGGCGAGCCCAUCGGACCGGAGACUUUGAAGGCCCAGCAGAAGGGACGCAAGUUCAUUGAAAUAACUAUGGAUACUCCUCUCAGCGUGCUCAAUCGGUUCUUGGAAUGGAAUAGCGCAGCUAUCAUUACCGAGACAAACGAGCAGGGAACGAUGAGGCCAGUAGCGGUUGCGACCAAGGUUGAUCUGCUCACUUGGAUGCUUCAUCAUAAUGAGAACGGUUCCUGA
This is a messenger RNA of Aspergillus chevalieri, 1266 nucleotides long. RefSeq names its product cystathionine beta-synthase CYS4 (gene CYS4). Gene Ontology annotation, molecular function: cysteine synthase activity; cystathionine beta-synthase activity. Gene Ontology annotation, cellular component: cytoplasm. Bases 1 to 1266 code for a protein of 421 amino acids. The transcript has 2 exons. NCBI's taxonomy places the organism in Eukaryota, Fungi, Ascomycota, Eurotiomycetes, Eurotiales, Aspergillaceae. The record is from RefSeq and is a predicted model, not a curated record.